UCACAAGUUUAAAAUACCCAGUGUAGCUCUGAAGCCUGAGGUGGAAAAAAAGGCCUUCUAUUUUCUUUCCCUCAGGAACAGAGUUAUGCAGAGAAUGUGUGAGCAGAUAAUAGACUAAUUCAAAGCUUCAGACCACAUGUCUUCAGAAUCAUACUAUCACUCAAAUUAAAGCAUAAACAAACAUUUGGGACUGACGUAGCUCCUUCAAAUAGGCAAAUGCCUCAGUCAGGGUUGCUCAUUUUGGAACAGACUGAGAGAAAGCAGAAUCAAAAUGAAGAAAUUUCUUGUGUUUGUCUCCUUUUUGGUCCUGCUGACCACUGUUACAGACACGUCACCAAUUUUGUCUGAAAAAGAUGCCAAACAGAUGCUGAGGACUCGUCGUGAAGACAGACCAAGAAAAGCUGGUUUCCCUGAUGAACCAAUGAGGGAGUAUAUGCUUUACCUCCAGCGCUUGGAGCAGAGAUCAGAAGAGCAAUUCCUUGAACACUGGCUGAAUCCUCACUGCCUCCCACACUGCAACAGGGAUCUGGUGCAUCCAAUCUAAUGGGUUUGCUUGCCCUACAACUGGUAUAUAUCUCCACAUGGAUUUAUACAUGAUUGUGUUGAGGAGGACAAGAUUAUUCCUGCAUUGGCUACGUGCUCACUGUAGAGCAGAACCUCUCUGCAGUAUAGUGCACUCCUCACGAUACAAAAGAACUUCCAGCUCUAAGUGGCUUGAUGAGUUCUAGACCACCAUGUAUUUUCUACUAGCAAUGAUUGCAUGCAUGAAUAACUGAAUUGAGAGUUUCCACAGUUUCUGAGGUAUGGGCAACUUAUUAGUCCUAGAGUAUCCUUUCAAGGGCACAGGUUUAGACUGUCUGAAGCAAAAGAAACUUGGAGGGAAAGGUCAAUAGAAAAUUGCAGAACACCAGCAUGAAGAGAAGGCCGGCUUUGUGGGCUUUGGAGGAAUCCUUAAUUACAGUUUUCUAGGUUAAAUAACAAUAUUUCAUUAAGAUACAACAUUUAUGUAACACUAUUUCCUACUGCCUGAUGAGUAUUUCAUGUAUUGUUUCAUAAUAAAUGCUUGACUC
This is a messenger RNA of Motacilla alba alba, 1070 nucleotides long. RefSeq names its product chromosome 18 C17orf67 homolog (gene C18H17orf67). The record is from RefSeq and is a predicted model, not a curated record. Bases 272 to 544 code for a protein of 90 amino acids. Lineage: Eukaryota; Metazoa; Chordata; Aves; Passeriformes; Motacillidae. The transcript is spliced from 4 exons.